UCCGGUAUUGCCUAUCACUGGUAUGGCAACACAUGGAUGGGUGGAUUUCCCGAUGGAUUCCUGUCGGAAAUACAGCACAACAACACCGAUAUGUUUCUACUGAACACCGAGGCCUGUCAUCUCGAUGGAACGGUAUUAGGGCAGUGGAGUGCCGGUGAACAAUAUGCCUUCGAUAUAAUUAGGGCACUGAAUAAUUAUGUUAGGGGUUGGGUUGAGUGGAAUAUGGCGCUCGACAUGAAUGGGGGACCGAAGUGGAACGAUCACCGGGGGUUCGGGGGUGCCGUCCACAUAGACCCGGCUAAGGGGGAGGCCUACAAACAGCCCUCGUUUUACAUGAUCGGACACUUCAGCAAAUUUAUUCCCCCGGAAUCGGUACGAAUCGGACACACAGUCGACAAAUCGGUGCCGAGUUUUACGGUACUCACAGUCCAGAGACCCGACAAUCAGACGGUUUUGGUGGCACUCAAUACACGCGCCGACGAUAUUGUGCUCACUAUCCAAGAAUCCAGUCUCGGCGCCCGACGGGAAUGUAUCGUAAGAAAAGUGGAAAACGCGGACACAGUCUGUGUCUGUAACCAAACAUAUUGUGAUGACUUCCCGGCCCUCAAGCGCCCAAAGAGUGGUUUCCUAACGGUUUAUGAGAGCAAUAAAGCCGGAGAAAGGUUUAAGGAAACGGAACUCCAGUUCGGCUCAACCAUCGACUCAACGGCCGACCAAACGGUUGUCGUGACUAUAGAUAAGACACAGAAAUAUCAGACAAUCUUUGGAUUUGGCGGCGCUUUCACUGAUACCACGGGACAGAUGCUGAAGACAGUCAACCAAUCGUUGGCUGAUCUGCUGAUUGAUAGCUACUUCUCGGACAAUGGCAUCGAGUACUCAAUGGCCAGAAUACCGAUGGCCGGCACCGACUACUCGGACAGAGCCUACUCUUACGAUGACGUCGACGGGGAUCUGGAGCUCAAACACUUUGCCCUUCAAAAGGAGGACUUGGAGUGGAAAAUCCCAUACAUUCAAAGAGCACUGAAAGUAAGUCCGCAUAAAAUAAAACUCUUCGGCAGCCCCUGGAGUCCCCCCUCUUGGAUGAAGACUAACCACAAGUUUAGUAAUAGUGGAGAAUUGAGGGGCACUGUCGGCGGGGAGUACUACCAGUCGUGGGCCAACUAUUUCGUGAAAUUUCUAGACGCAUACAAGUCACAUGACAUAAACCUAUGGGGGCUUACAGUCGAGAAUGAGCCCAUCGAGGGCCAGGACCCGAACUACGGCUUCAACUGCCUGAACCUAACCGGCCCUACGGAACGGGAUUUCGUGAAACUCAAUUUGGGUCCGACCCUCGCGAAGGCCGGGUAUGGCAAAGACAAACUCAAUCUAAUGGUAUUCGACGAGAAUCUCCCCGGUUUUCAGAAGUUCGUACCGCCUAUACUAGCGGACAGGGAGGCAGCGAAAUACGUGUCGGGCAUCGCCUAUCACUGGUAUGGCAACCAAGGGAUGGGUGGUUAUCCCGAUGGAUUCCUAUCGGAAAUACAGCACAACUACACCGAUAUGUUUCUACUGAACACCGAGGCCUGUCAUCUCGAGGGAGCAGUAUUAGGGCAGUGGAGUGCCGGCGAAAAAUACGCCUUCGAUAUCAUUAGGAAUAUUCUCGACUCUCAUUCGUGUCAUACGUGGGCCAACUAUUUCGUGAAAUUUCUGGACGCAUACAAAUCGCAUGACAUAAACCUAUGGGGGCUUACAGUCGAGAAUGAGCCGGUAGGGGGACAAAACCCUAAGCACCCAUUCAACAGCCUGAACCUAACCGGCCCUACGGAACGGGAUUUCGUGAAACUCAAUUUGGGUCCGACCCUCGCGAAGGCCGGGUAUGGCAAAGACAAACUCAAUCUAAUGGUAUUCGACGAUAAUCUCACCGGUUUCCAGAAGUUCGUACCGCCUAUACUAGCGGACAGGGAGGCAGCGAAAUACGUGUCGGGUAUCGCCUAUCACUGGUAUUUCAACCAAGUGAUGGGCGGUUAUCCCGAUGGAUUCCUAUCGGAAAUACAGCACAACUACACCGAUAUGUUUCUACUGAACACCGAGGCCUGUCAUAUCGAGGGAGCGGUAUUAGGGCAGUGGAGUGCCGGCGAAAAAUACGCCUUCGAUAUCAUUAGGGCUCUGAAUAAUUCCGUUAGGGGUUGGGUUGAGUGGAAUAUGGCGCUGGACAUGAAUGGUGGACCAAGGUGGAACGAUCCGAAAUGGGGGUUCGGGGGUACCGUCAAUAUAGACCCGGCUGAGGGAGAAGCCUACAAACAGCCCUCGUUUUACGCGAUCGGACACUUCAGCAAAUUUAUUCCCCCGGAAUCGGUACGAAUCGGACACUCAGUCGACAAAUCGGUUCCGAGUUUUACGGUCCUCACAGUCCAGAGACCCGACAAUCAGACGGUUUUGGUGGCACUCAAUGCCCGCGCCGACGAUAUUGUGCUCAAGGACACACAGUCGACAAAUCUGUGCCGAGUUUUACGGUCCUCACAGUCCAGAGACCCGACAAUCAGACGGUUUUGGUGGCACUCAAUGCCCGCGCCGACGAUAUUGUGCUCACUAUCCAAGAGUCCACUCGUAAGGAAUAUACGCCACGACCUGGAGCGUGACCAUGUCGGCGCCCGACGGAAAUGUAUUGUAAGGAAAGUGGAAAACGCGGACACAGUCUGUGUCUGUAACCAAACAUAUUGUGAUGACUUCCCGGCCCUCAAGCGUCCAAAGAGUGGUUUCCUAACGGUUUAUGAGAGCAAUAAAGCCGGCGAUAGGUUUAAGGAAACGGAACUCCAGUUCGGCUCAACCAUCGACUCAACGGCCGACCAAACGGUUGUCAUGCUGAAGACAGUCAACGAAUCGUUGGCUGAUCUGCUAAUUGAUAGCUACUUCUCGGACAAUGGCAUCGAGUACUCAAUGGUCAGAAUACUGAUCGCUGGCACCGACUACUCGGACAGAGCCUACUCUUACGAUGACGUCGACGGGGAUCUGGAGCUCAAACACUUUGCCCUUCAAAAGGAGGACUUGGAGUGGAAAAUCCAAUACAUUCAAAGAGCGCUGAAAGUAAGUCCGCAUAAUAUAAAACUCUUCGGCAGUCCCUUUAGUCCCCCCUCUUGGAUGAAGACUAACCACAAGUUCAGUAAUAGCGAGGAAUUGAGGGGCACUGUCGGCGGCGAGUACUACCAGUCGUGGGCCAACUAUUUCGUGAAGUAA
This is a messenger RNA of Oppiella nova, 3213 nucleotides long. The record is from the annotation of a GenBank genome assembly. NCBI's taxonomy places the organism in Eukaryota, Metazoa, Arthropoda, Arachnida, Sarcoptiformes, Oppiidae.